Messenger RNA from Ostreococcus tauri, 897 nucleotides. RefSeq names its product Fatty acid hydroxylase. Gene Ontology annotation, molecular function: beta-carotene 3-hydroxylase activity; iron ion binding. The record is from RefSeq and is a predicted model, not a curated record. NCBI's taxonomy places the organism in Eukaryota, Viridiplantae, Chlorophyta, Mamiellophyceae, Mamiellales, Bathycoccaceae. Bases 1 to 897 code for a protein of 298 amino acids. Gene Ontology annotation, cellular component: chloroplast. Gene Ontology annotation, biological process: xanthophyll biosynthetic process; carotene metabolic process. The transcript has a single exon.
AUGAAGGAUGGGCAGGAUGAGGACUCGGAUGAGAUCUGGGGUGGGCAGAGACACGCGAGCGAGAUGAAGACGCCGACGCGCAGGAAGGCGCGAACCAAGGCGGAGCGCGAGGCGAGCGCGGCGUCGUACGAGUGGAGCGCGUGGGCGUCGUCGUGCGGCGUGAUCUCGGUCGCGAUCACGGCGACGUACUUUAGGAUUUUGCGUGAGGUGGACGUGAAUGGAGGAGUGUUUCCCGUGGCUGAGCUCGUGGCGCAGCUCGCGCUCAUCGCGGGCGCAGCCGUCGGGAUGGAGUUUUACGCCCGGUACGCGCACAAGCACUUGUGGCACGGUUCUUGGUGGACCAUGUCGAACAAGUAUCGACAGGAGUGGAACAGACCGAUAUGGCUCUUGCACGAGUCUCACCACCUCCCUCGGGAGGGCGCGUUCGAAGCGAACGACGUCUUCGCGCUGAUGAACGGCGUCCCGGCUUUCGCUUUGUGCGCCUUUGGCUUCUUCACCCCGGGCGUGUUCGGUGGUCUGUGCUUCGGUGCCGGUCUCGGGAUCACCCUUUUCGGAAUCGCGUACAUGUACGUUCACGAUGGUCUCGUGCACAAGCGAUUCCCCACGGGUCCGCUCGGGAAGCUCCCCGUGAUGCGCCGCAUCGCCGCUGGACACACCAUUCAUCACACCGAAGCUUUCGAGGGCGUCCCCUGGGGUCUGUUCCUCGGUAUUCAAGAGCUCGCGGCCGUUCCCGGCGGACUGGAAGAGCUCGAAAAGGUCGUUAUCGCUGCCGAGCGUAAGGAAAAGCGCGACGAGCUCGAGCUCGCUCGCCGCGCCUCGGUCGGUCUCGUCACCGAGGGCGCGCACAUCCCGAGCAUGAAGGAGGCGCCGCAGUGCAAGCUUCCCGAAGAUCCCUGA